Struthio camelus australis is the source of this 1787-nucleotide messenger RNA. NCBI's taxonomy places the organism in Eukaryota, Metazoa, Chordata, Aves, Struthioniformes, Struthionidae. The record is from RefSeq and is a predicted model, not a curated record.
AAUUGAAACAAGAAUGCCUCGCCCGUGGCCUGGAAGCAAAAGGGAAUAAGCAGGAUCUGAUCAACAGGCUCCAGGCAUACCUCGAGGAGCACGCUGAAGAAGAGGCAAAUGAAGAAGAUGUCCUGGGAGAAGAAAUAGAGGAAGAAGAGCAGAAGCCAGUAGAGCCGCCCGUCAAAGUAGAAGAGCCUCCUGUAAAAUCGCCUGAUGUGAGUACAGAAAAGAAAGUAGUGAAAAUAACAUCAGAAAUAUCACAGAUGGAGAGAAUGCAGAAGAGGGCUGAACGCUUCAAUGUGCCCGUGAGUCUGGAGAGCAAGAAGGCGGCACGUGCAGCUCGGUUUGGUAUGGCCACAGUUUCGACUAAAGGCCUCUCUGCAGACAGCAAACCUACGGUAAACAUGGAUAAAUUAAAGGAAAGGGCUCAAAGAUUUGGGUUGAAUGUCUCUUCGCUCUCCAAGAAGAGUGAAGAAGAUGAGAAACUGAAGAAGAGAAAGGAGCGGUUUGGCAUUGUAACGAGUUCAGCUGGGGCUGGAGCUACAGAGGACACAGAGGCAAAGAAGAGGAAAAGAGCAGAACGCUUUGGGAUUGUCUGAUGCCAGUCUGUUUUAGCUUCAACCCAUUUGCAGUGUGCCUCUUGAAAUAACUCUGUCGAGCUGGAUAACUCACAGACUUGCUGAAGAAGCCUCAGUCUUCUCCGAGCUGCCAGACAGUGCAGGAAAGCUCCGGUGUUAUCCUAGGACCUGUGUUUUAAAAAUGUGGAAGUUCUUGGUAGCUGUGUAGGAACACAGUUCCUUCUGCUGCGUAACCGUUCAGUGAAAUUGCAGAAAAAUUGGCCAAGUCACAUGAAAGGCAGCGUUGUUGCAACUUGUUAAGUGCUUUUAGUUGCUUUUAGUGUUUCAAACGGCACCUCUGUUCUUAGGGAGCUGUGAAGAACAAUUUCUCGUGUUAGCCUGCAUAGGUGGAAGAAGUGGCAGCAGUGGGGAAGUGUAGGGCCUGGAGCCAGUUGCUGUUUGCUUAGCAGUGCUGCGAUAGCGAGCGAAGCUAUCCGGUGCCCUUUCUUCUGCCUUCCUAGAGAAUCAGUUCCACUUGCAAGCAUACGUUCCUGCUACGUCUUCCAUCUUGUGCAGUGCUUUCCCUCACACUGAUACCUCGGCCCCAGGUAUAAGCAGAAAUUUAUAUAUCUUCUUGGAUUUUUAGAUGGGCGUUUUGGCCGAAACCCUCUUGUCUGAAGACUUGCGUCCUCGGAUUUUUAUUUCUGACUGUAACCUCUUAUUGGAAAGAUAUUUGCAUUGUGCAUACUUGGUUCCUUGAGAUGCUAGAGAACAGUGGAUGUGUCUACAAAUCAAGCUUUUUAGAGGCUUAUACCUGACUCUUAAUAAGCAAUAGAUAUAUAUAUUUUUAACGUGGAAGUCUCCAAACUGCUUCUGUUCCAUUAAUGUUUGCAGUCUGACUGCAUAUGUGUGCCCUCAGUGACUCUAAGCAAUACCUUGGACGUUUGUUUACUUUCCCAAAGGGCAGCUAAAAGCCACGGGGUCCGGGUUACGUUGUGUGUCUUGGGUUGUCAGUGGCUGAGUGAAUCGAAGCUCCCUUACUCUUUCUUGAUUUAAUGUAAUAACUUUAUUCUGAUUGGUUUGGUUUUUUUUGUAUGUCAGAUUUUGUAAGAUGUAUUUUCUAUUUGGCUCAUGAUCCUUUUGCUCAUUAUUUGCUUAAAAUGUUUUGUAGUGUGCCAGGGCAAACACUGCAUUUCAUUCUUGGUUUCAUAAUAAAACUGCUUCUUCAAGGCAAUUCUA